AUGGCCAGUAUGGACCAUAUCGAUGCAGCUCGUGCUCGCUUGCAUUCCCUCUUCAACGCCUCAUUCGAGAAGCUUGACGACGCUCUCUCGAAUGCGAGUACCACAGUAUCUCACAAAGCCCAUUGCUAUCGUGUUGAUAUACACCUUCUCGGUGUAUUAUCCAUCAUUGGCACAAACGAAGGACCCGCUGUCAACAACUUCGUCGAGGCUCAAGCAUUGGCAAGUGACUGGAGUCGACAAACUAUUUGGCUUGCCAAGUCACCAUUCAAAGGUGGCUUCCUCUGCAAUGCCAUGGGCCUUGGUGAAAGUACUCAGGCAUUGGUCGCCGCCAUUCAAGUGAAGAGAACCAUGCCUACACGAUCUGGUUUUAUUGCAAUCGUUACACGGGCUGUUUGUGUUUUGCAAUGGGCAGAUGAGAUCAAGCGACACCUCAAACCAGAACACCAUACCCUAUACAGCUUCCUUGAUGAUGAUCCUGGUAUCGAUAAAAACCGUCGCCUGCAAUAUAACAUUGUCGUUUCUUCUUGCAACUUCCGCAUGGCAAAAUACCAGGAUUUAGUCAACUUUGCGGUUUUCUGCCACGCGACAGCGAGUUAUGGAGUCGAUGAGACUCGCAAGACGUGUAGGACAAAGCUCGAAUGA
Messenger RNA from Fusarium oxysporum Fo47, 642 nucleotides. RefSeq lists its product as uncharacterized. The transcript is spliced from 3 exons. Gene Ontology annotation, molecular function: ATP-dependent chromatin remodeler activity; ATP binding. Lineage: Eukaryota; Fungi; Ascomycota; Sordariomycetes; Hypocreales; Nectriaceae. The record is from RefSeq and is a predicted model, not a curated record. The coding region runs from base 1 to 642 and encodes 213 amino acids.